This is a messenger RNA of Anopheles aquasalis, 1119 nucleotides long. Its product is annotated as fibrinogen-like protein A. Lineage: Eukaryota; Metazoa; Arthropoda; Insecta; Diptera; Culicidae. The record is from RefSeq and is a predicted model, not a curated record.
UGCUCCAAAGUGUGUUCCCGAAAUGAAGCUGCGUGUUGGAUUAAUCGUGUUUUGUUCAGUUUUCUGUGUUGGCGCAGGUGAUAGUGGUGCCGAGUGUGAGGACAAUGUUAAGUAUUCAAUGGAUGGGAUGCUUGGAUUCGGGUUAGAGCUGAUCCUGUCCAAGUUAGAAAUAAUAGAACACAAAUUGCAGAAGACAGAUGGCAGGCUACAGAAAAUAGAGAAAGAGGUCAAGGAACAGAAAUCGGACCAAAAAAAGGUAGCUGCUUCGUUGAACGAACUUCGAUCCAACCAAAACAAAAGCUUGAACGAAAUAUGUGCCACGCUUCAGAAUCUCGACGGUUAUUUCGUGCUUAAUGUAACCGGUCUGCAAAAUCGAACUCAUGAGACGGAAGCAGGGGCAUUACAAAAACUCGAUCAAGCUGUCGGACGGGUGCCAGCAAUUCAGAACAAUGUUUUACCGUCGUCUUGCAAAGAUGUGCUGCCUUCAUCGACUGCCUCGGGAACAUAUCUAAUCCGUGCAAACAGUAGUAGUGAACCGUUCAGAGUUUUUUGUGAGCAGCGAUCGUACGGUGGUGGAUGGAUCAUGAUCCAGUACCGGUACGAUGGCUCAUUAGAUUUCUACCGUGGUUGGAAUGAGUUCCGCGACGGGUUUGGUGAUUUAAAAAAAGAGUUUUGGUUGGGUUUGGAGAAAGUUCAUCAGAUGACAAAGGCCCGUAAGCACGAGCUGAUUGUUGAAUUGAAAGACUUUAGUGGAGAAUACAAGUUCGCGCUGUAUGAUGGAUUCGAAAUAGGGAGUGAAAGUGAAGGAUAUGUCCUGAAGAAUCUCGGAUCGUAUAGUGGGACUGCUGGCGAUGCAAUGAGAAGAAGCAAGGGUCGAAAGUUUUCAACGAAAGACCGUCUUAAUGAAAUGUCUCUAGAAUGUUUUCAACGGCACGAAGGUGCAUGGUGGCAAGAGUGUUAUCCUUUUUCAAAUUUAAACGGGCGGUACGUGAAUUCUCCCGAUCAAAAAUCAAUGUUUUGGUGGCGGUUCAAAGACAGUAUAGAUGGAUUGAGUUACUCCAGAAUGAUGAUCCGGGAAUUGGAAUAGUGUUUUGAGUCGGACUAACUGCGUGCUGCGAC